Microsporum canis CBS 113480 is the source of this 1539-nucleotide messenger RNA. Its product is annotated as FAD binding domain-containing protein. Gene Ontology annotation, molecular function: FAD binding; oxidoreductase activity. The transcript is spliced from 4 exons. The coding region runs from base 1 to 1539 and encodes 512 amino acids. The record is from RefSeq and is a predicted model, not a curated record. Lineage: Eukaryota; Fungi; Ascomycota; Eurotiomycetes; Onygenales; Arthrodermataceae.
AUGCAAGGGCUUGCAAAGGGGAUCAUCAUGGCGCUCGCCGCGUGGGCGACGAGCUCAGCCGCCAGAAGCAUCCAGAGUAGUGCUGAUUGUGCUGUUGACAUCUGUCCCAGGGAUGCGGGCAGUGGCUGGGUUAACGACGUCCAGACUCAGCUUGUCCCCAAGCUGUCGGGGGGUGCAAAGGUCUAUAUGCCCGGCUCAAGUGACUAUGAUACCGCUACGAAUCGUUGGUCGGCCCUUGAUGCUCCCCAGGUGAAAGUCGUCGUUGUCCCGGAUAAUGCCAAUGACGUUGUUGAAACGGUCAAAUUCGCAAACAAGAAACAAGUCCCAUUCCUUGCUUACAACGGUGCCCAUGGCGCCCUCACCACGUUGGGCAAGAUGAAUGGUGGUAUCGAGAUCUUUAUGAAACAGCUCAGCAGCGUCGAAAUCGCCCAGGAUGGUAAAUCAGUCAAGAUUGGAGGUGGAACAAACUCCAAACUCGUCACCGAUACCCUCUGGGAUGCUAAGAAACAGGCUGUGACCGGGACCUGCGAGUGUGUCAGCUAUCUUGGACCUGCUCUUGGAGGUGGCCACGGCUGGCUUCAGGGUCACCACGGGCUCAUCGCCGAUCAGUUCCUGUCGAUGGACAUCGUCUUUGCUAAUGGCAGCCUCAAGACCAUCAAACCGGACUCUGAUCUCUGGUGGGCCAUGAAAGGUGCCGGCCACAACUUUGGCAUCGUCACUUCUGUCACUAUCAAGAUCUUCGACAUCGAGUACACCGACUGGGCCAUCGAGACCCUGACUUAUUCCGGUGACAAGGUCGAGGCUGUCUACCAGGCUGCCAACAACCUCCUCAUGAGCCAGCCCGUCAACAUCAUCAACUGGUCCUACUGGCUCAACAACCCCGGUGCCGAUGCCAACAAGCCCGUCAUCAUCUUCUACCUCAUCCAAGAAGGAGUCAAGGCUGUCGAUCCGACCGUUACCAAACCGUUCCAUGACAUCGGCCCCCUCACCACCGAGCCCAAGGCCGGAACUUACAAGGACCUAGCCGGAUGGACCGGCAUCGCUACUGACUCCCCGCCUUGCCAGAAGGUCGGCCUCUCCAACCCUCGUUUCCCCAUCUACCUGGAGGCCUACAACCCUUCUGCCAUGAAACAAGCCUACGACCUCUUCGCCGCCCAGGCAAACCUCGCCAGCCCCUUCCACAACUCCAUCUUCAUGUUCGAGGGCUACUCUACCCAGGGCGUCAAGGCCAUCGACCCAAUGUCCUCAGCCUUCGCCUUUAGAGGAGACAACUGCCUCGCCGCUCCUCUCAUCAGCUACGAGCCCGCCGACGCCGCUCUCGACCAAAAGGCCGCCGCCCUUGGCCAGCAGCUUCGUGAGAUCCUCCACACCGGAAGCGGCCGCUCUGAAGUGCAUACGUACGUCAACUACGCCUUCGGCACCGAGACGACGCAGCAGUGGUACGGCUCCGAGCAGUGGCGUCAGGACAAGCUCCGCAGCCUGAAGCAGAAGUAUGAUCCCAAUGGCACAUUCAGCUUUUAUGCUCCUAUCACCGUAUAG